AUGAGUGAUAUCACAAAAGGAACUCAAACCAUAUCUCAGCUUAGGAACUUCUGUGCAUUUUAUGCGUUCCUAUCUUCAAUGGAACCUAAGAACCAUGUUGAAGCUUUGACUGAUGCAGACUGGAUUAAUGUUAUGCAAGCCGAAAUUAACGAGUUUGAAAGAAACAAAGUAUGGCAUCUAGAACCUAGACCUAAGAAAAAGAAGACAAUUGGAUUAAAAUGGGUGUUUAGGAACAAGCUAGAUGAGCAUGGUAUUAUUGUCAGGAACAAAACUAGUCUUGUAGUACAAGGUUUCAAUCAACAAGAAGGUAUUGACUAUGAAGAAACAUUUGCUCCUGUAGCCAGGUUAGAAGCUAUACGCCAACUUAUUUCAUUUGCUGCUUAUAUGGGAUUUAGGUUGUACCAAAUGGAUGUUAAAUGUGCAUUUUUGAAUGGAUAUCUUGAUGAAGAAUAUUUUGCUAACCUAAUGAGUGGAGAAUUCGAAAUGAGUAUGAUGGGAGAGUUAAACUUCUUUCUCGGAUUGCAAAUCAAGAAAACUGAAGAAGGAAUCAUGAUCCAUCAACAAAAAUAUAUUAAGGAACUGAUCAAGAAAUACAAGAUGGAAAAUGCAAAAACCAAUAAGACUCCUAUGGGUAUUGGAACUAGAUUGGAUGAAGAUCCAACUGGAACUUGCAUAGAUCAAACUAUGUAUAGAGAUAUGAUUGGCUCUUUACUCUAUUCUAACUUAAUAUUCCCUUGUUCCACAUUGUCUUUUAAAAAGUGA
This is a messenger RNA of Chenopodium quinoa (quinoa), 762 nucleotides long. RefSeq lists its product as uncharacterized. NCBI's taxonomy places the organism in Eukaryota, Viridiplantae, Streptophyta, Magnoliopsida, Caryophyllales, Amaranthaceae. The transcript has 2 exons. The coding region runs from base 1 to 762 and encodes 253 amino acids. The record is from RefSeq and is a predicted model, not a curated record.